Molecule: messenger RNA, 861 nt
Organism: Pseudocercospora fijiensis CIRAD86
Lineage: Eukaryota; Fungi; Ascomycota; Dothideomycetes; Mycosphaerellales; Mycosphaerellaceae
Exons: 3
Coding region: 48-557 (169 amino acids)
Cellular component (GO): cytosolic small ribosomal subunit
Molecular function (GO): RNA binding; structural constituent of ribosome
Source: RefSeq, a predicted model, not a curated record
CAAGCCAGGAACAUCAUCUGCUCAACACCCAGCGCAAUACCGCCAAGAUGCUGAUCCCAAAGGCCGACCGCAAGAAGAUCCACGAGUACCUCUUCCGUGAGGGUGUGCUCGUUGCGAAGAAGGACUUCAACCAGCCAAAGCACGGCGAGAUUGACACCAAGAACCUCUACGUCAUCAAGGCUUGCCAGUCCCUCACCUCCCGCGGAUACCUCAAGACCCAGUUCUCCUGGCAAUGGUACUACUACACCCUCACCCCAGAGGGUCUCGACUACCUCCGCGAGUGGCUCCAUCUCCCAGCUGAGAUCGUCCCACAGACCCACGUCAAGCAGCAGCGCAGCCACGCUCCUCCACGCGGUAUGAUGGGUGGUGAUGACCGUGAGCGCCGUGGCGGUGGCCGUGGCGGCCCACGUGGUGAUCGUGAGGGUGGAUACCGUCGUCGCGAGUACGGUGACCGCGAGAACAAGGAGGGAGGUGCUCCAGGCAGCUUCAACCCAGAGUUCCGUGGCGGUUUCGGUCGUGGUCGUGGCCGCGGCGACGCUCCACCAGCUUCGUCCUAGGAGGACAGCGGCUGGAGCGCCGACGACGCCGCGACCACUUCGGCAGGUGGGAACUGGGACACUGGUGCUGCUGAAGCCUCGACUGAGUUCGAUGCAGGUGCUUCUGGCAGCUGGUAAACGACUUGAGAAGGGGAGAAACUGUGCUUUUUCAUGAGCGCGAGCUUGGCUCAAUGGAGUCGAUAAGUCAGAGAAUCCAAGCCGCUACGAGAUUCGGAGGUGUUUCUUUCCUAUUCGCUCCGCCUUGCGACGACCGAAUCCUGAGGGCAGACUGGUAGUUCAAUGAGAAUGCAAAUUGAACUGCCGC